GUAGCAUAUCGACGCUCACUAUUUUCCACAGUUCGGCCGCAUUAGAAUGACAUUUAUUUUCCUAGCGACGCUCGCUCUCCUCGCGACUAAUUUCCAUUGCAGCACUGCGCAGCAGUCGGACAACGACGACGGAGACUUCUCAUUCACCAAUGGAGCAGUGCCCGAUCCAUUCGCUCUCCACCAGCGCUAUCCUGACAGGCCCGAGGCGGUCGAAUGCCGGCCGAUUCGCGUGCAGAUCCCGCGCGGCUCCCGGCGAUUUCGGCAGGAGCUCGUCACGAACGACCACUCGGGCGUGCGUUUCGCAAAUUCGGACGCGCGGAUAAUGUCGCUGAGGCUCCGGAGGUACGUAAACGAGCUGGCCGAUGCCUUUCACGAUGAGUUUGGCGUAUGGAUCGCCGUCAGCAAGGCGUGGGUCGAGGAUGGAGACGAAGAAAUCACUGAUCCAACCUCUCUUCAUUUUGAGGGACGAACUCUUAGAGUGUCAGUUCAAGUGUCUCUUGUCUCACUUCUCCUCCAACUGGCCGUUGAGAUUGGGUUUGACUGGGUGUACUAUGCCGACGACAACUACGCUCAAUUAAGUGUUAUCCCAAACCUGUGCGAUGUAUCACUCGACAUGGUAUUCAUGUUGGAUCGCUCGGGAAGUGUGGGUGAAGACAAUUUCAACACAGCCAUCUCUUUCCUUUCGAAUGUCGUUGGAUUCUACGAUAUUUCCAGUACCGGUACUCAGGUGGGACUGGUCACAUACUCCACUGGAGCUGCUAUAGAGUUCGAUCUGAAUGAUUUCCAGUCGGUGGAGGAGAUCAGAGUCGCUCUAUCAACAGUUCCCUACACCAAAGGCUGGACAGCCACUGCUCUCGCUCUGGUACUGACCCGUUUCAUGAUGGAUCCCCUCCAGAACUACGGGGCAAGACCGUUUGCAGACGGGAUUCCCAAAGUUGCCGUCCUGUUAACCGAUGGUCGCUCCAACCAGUUACCAAUCAUCGAUCGUGCCAAUGCCCUGCGAAACUUUGGUGUUCAAGUGUAUACAGUUGGGAUUGGGGACGUGUAUUUGCCGGAGCUCCAGUUUAUUGCCAGUGAUCCAGACAACCAACAUGUGUUUCUGCUGGAUUCCUUCAACAAUGCAGAGAGUUUCGUUGAUUUUCUCAGCAUUACCACAUGCGAUGCCCCAGCUGUGGUUGAUCCCGGAGAAGAAACUCGCAAUGAGAUCGAAGAAGACGAGUUCAGAUUCUUCGAGUCUCGUUGCGAAGCAUUCUCUGACACUGUCAUGAUAGAGCAGAUUGAUCUGGUUGGGCAGUGUUCGCUGUAUGCGUCGUGGUCGGUCCAGAAUCCAGGUCCCCUGGAUCCACUCCAGACUGUGGUACGGAAUGAAGACCGGACCAGGAGCCGUCGCUCCCUCCACCUCACUCUUCCCCAAGACCAAGACAGGUUUGUGUAUGUGUCAGUGAGAGGCAGACGACCACGGAACGAGUUCUCCAUCGUGAUCUGGGACAUGAUCUUCCAACAGGACGAGUACACCAUCACAGUUCUGGACGCCGGUGACACCACGGGGCAACCCAUCAUCAACCUGGUCGACCAGAUUCGCGAUACCACCACUGCCAUGUUCAGUUUCCAGAUUACGAGUGGGAAUGAAGAAGGACUGUUUUCACUGGACUCAGAGUCUGGGAUUCUGACAGUUGCAGCCCCUCCCCCCCUCGGGUCCUUCCCUCUCAAUAUCGUCGCUCAGAAUACUGAACACUCCUGCCACAGGGCAAAGGUCAUCGUCAACGUCGUCGUAUUGGUGGAAACCCUACAAUUCCAACCUUUCCCGCAGCCGGUAACGGUCUCCGAGGCAACGGAGCAGGGUACCAUGGUAACACAGGUAACAGCCACCUCUUCAAGCGGCAAUCCUCUGACAUAUUCAAUAACAGCAGGGGACCCUCUUAAUCAAUUCUUUAUCAACCCAAUGACUGGAGAACUGUCCGUGGAGAGUCCCCUCAAUUUCGAGGAGACUAACGAGUAUUCCCUGACUGUACAGGCACAAGGGAGUAGCUCUGCAGUCGUCAUGGCAAUACAAGUCGUCCAGGUGACGGAUGUUAACGAGCCACCGGAAUUCGUAACGGAAUGUGCAGUUGCUGGUAGUUGCGAGUUUUCUAUCGCCGAGGGAGAACCCGCCAACGUGCCUGUUGGGAGGAUAGAGGCAGCUGAUCCUGACAUCAGAAAUCCAGAAUUUUCCGUGUUGACGUAUGGGCUGGAGUCCCAAACCCCCGUUCCGUUCCAAAUAUCUAACAUGGGGGAAAUAACCACCACCGAAACGCUCGAUUUCGAAACCACUUCCUCGUACACGUUUACCGUCUUUGUGGAAUACUCGGGGAAUCCCCUGUCGCCAAGGAUACAAACACAGGUGAUGGUAAACGUUGAAAACGUGGCCGAAAAUGCUCCGCCUGUCUUUCCCAGUGAUUGCUCGCUCUCUGUGAUAGAGAACGGCAUUGGUGUUGGAGAUCCCAUUAUCAACUGCCAGGCCUCUGACCCUGACCACCCAGCCGAUCAGAUCAUUUACGAAAUAGUUGGAGGGAACGUCGAGAACACGUUUAGAUUCGAUCCUUCGAUGGGGCAAGGUAUUCUGGUGUUGAAUAGAAAUCUCGACAGAGAGGAGGUCCCGCUGUACACACUGACGCUCCGGGCCACCGACCCUGCUGGGUUGUCGACGAUGACAACAUUUGAUGUCACAGUUCAAGACGAGAACGAUUCUCCGCCGGCCUGCACUGCACCCUCGUCACCAGUCAUCACCUCUCUCCCUGGCUCUGGAGACACCAUCGCUACUUUCACAGCACCGGACCCUGAUACUGACCCAGCCGCUCCAAUUUUUUCCAUCACAUCGCAGGAAAUAGCGGAAGAUUUUCUCAGUGCGACCUUAACUGUCACGGCAACUGACGGCGAAAUCUCCACUCUCUCAUCCUCCUGCUCUCUCACAGUUCAAUUUGAGGAUAUUUGUGAGCUGCAGAUGUAUUCUAUAGAUUCCACGACGGGGCAACUGACAGCGUCCUUGCUCUGCAAUGCGUUCAUGGACCCGGGUCCAGAGGUGGCAAUCAUAUUUGACAGAAAUCGCCGGUUUACUUGCGAGGUCUCUGCAAACGUCCCGACGCAGCACGAGUUCUUUCACAACGAGACGAUAGGAUUAACGGGGUUGAUUGAAACACCGCUAAUCCUCCGCGACGUGCGAUUUGACAAUUCUGGAGACUACACUUGUCGCGUUACCAACACAGAAUUAGGGAUGAUCAUCAGCUCACCUACCACUGUCAGCAUCCAGAUCGGUCCGUCGAUUGUGACUCCUCCCAUGGAUGUUACCGAGAUGGUUGGUCAGCCGGCUGUGUUUGAAUGUGUCGUCUUUGGAGUUCCUGAACCGACCAUCACAUGGCUGGGGCCAGACAGUCAAAGUGAGGUGGACACCACGGACACGAGGAUCCAGCCCUCGGGUGCUACUCUCACCAUUACCAGUGUGCAGGCCAGCGACACUGGAGAGUACGUCUGUUCAGCCACCAACGAACUAGACUCGGCCUCGGCUGCUGCUACACUGACUGUCUCCCAGAUGCAGCAGUUAGUGAGGGCUGAGGUCCCACAGUACCUGCUACCCUCACCUGACGACUCGUGCCAUGAAUUCAACUCCUCUCAUUUUAAUGAGCUCCUAACUACCAUCACUGGUCACAAAACACUCACAACACAGCAGGAAUCCGGUGACCUUUGUCCUCCAUCCCCCUGUAACCCCGCCCCCUGUCAAAACGGGGGAACCUGCGUGGAAGACAACCUCGCGACCCCCGGGGGUUUCUACUGCCAGUGUCCCCCUCAGUUCACAGGACACACAUGUGGAGACGUCAUCGACCCCUGCAUCAGAACUCCUUGUCGAAACGGCAGCCUGUGUGCAAGUAAUUCUCGCGGAGAAUUCAUCUGCACUUGUACCGAUGAUUACCAUGGCGACCGCUGUCAGUACACUGACGUGUGCUCGAGAAGCUCCGCCCCUUGCCAACCGAACGAGACAUGCCUGGAGACGGUCGUGAGGAGAGAGGGGUAUGUGUGUCUUGGUGGAGAGGGGGAGGGAGGAGGGAGUGAGGAAGGACUGACAGUGACUGUCGAACAGAGUGGCACUUUAGUCUCAACGCUUGACGGACAAGUCAACCUGUACAUUGAAACUGCAGAAGACGUUAGAAGGCGAAGAGCAGCUUCGACCGAUGAAGAAAUCAUGGAAGAAAACGGUUUUGUGAACGUAUGUGAGGGUCGGUUUGUCUCCUCACCUGACACCCUCCGACUGGUGUGGGCGUGUCCAGUGGGUGUGGCUCCACCAGGCAGGGAUGACGAGGAAGCCAUAUGUGUUCUCCUGAUUGAGCAACGGCUGGUGAUCAGCUGCUCGUCUUCUCAGGGAGGGACCCUGGUACUUCAACCCAUCGUCCCCCUCCCCCCUACCAGUGUCAACAUCACGUUUAUUCUCAUCGAUCGGUCCACCGGUCAUCCUCUGAGUGCAGUCGACGUUCUGGCCAUUCUCGAGGGAACCAAUGCCAAAGACAAGCUGAACAACACAAUCUACAGAACUGAACAGUUUUCCGCUGUCGCCCCUUCAGAUGACAGCUCACCAUCACCUGACAGAAGCGGAGUUGUGAUCGGAGCUGUACUCGGAACAUUGUCAGCUCUCAUCAUAAUAUCUGUUGUUGUGAUUAUAACACUUCUCAUCCUCAAACACCAACGAAGAGAUAAAACGAUGACAAUAGAGCAGACAUACCAGGGGAAUGGGAAUGGGACCCGAGACUCGACCUCGUUCUCAAACCACUAUACCCAGGUUCCGCAGAAGGAGAACGGACCGCGGAAGCCACUGACGCUGCUCACACUCCAACUCCCCACCGGGAACAGACAGUCAAUGUUCGACGAUCCCGUGUACGAUGCCGGGCUCAGUUCUUCAGGUAACUCGUAUCAUCCUCCAGUCACACAGCGGAGGAGUUUUGAGAAAGGCAUGAGAUCUUCACUGGAGCGAGGCAUGAAGAUGAUACGGAGCAAGGUGCCAAGCAUGAAACGCAGCGAUUCAGCCUCUGGCCUCCUCAGCCCGCCGGCUCUGGAAGACAGCGGAGACUACGAUGACAUUGUUACGUUGGCCACGCCCCCUCAUGUGACCACACCCUCAAUUAAUAACGGGGACCCAGAGAACGAGAGUAUCUAUGCCAACACAGCUCAUCACCAUGGCGGCGCCAUGGGCAACGCAGGCCAGCGGUGGGAGUCGUACCAACAAAACAGAACGCUCCUCAGAACUGACCAAAAAUGACAUCAUCGUUGCAUCAUAUCUGUGUUUCCACGACAACUGAACAAUCGGUCGCCCAGCAACAUACACAGAACAUACAUAACGUGUGUUACCAAUGUUUGAUAGCCUAUUUUUUUCAAUCACUUCAAAAUAUAAUUCAAUCCAGCUGGCUGGAAUGACAACAUGAAAAGAUGUAAUUUCCGCAAAACACACAUGUACUUUUAUUAAUUCACCUUUAACUUGAGAGGCAGAGAGAGUGUGUGUGUAUGUGGUAAGAGAGAGAGAGAGAGAAGUUAGGAGAAGAAAAGUCUAAUCAACUGGUGUGGGGAGGAGGGAGAUAGGGUCAGAGGACAUGUUCCGUGACCUUCAACAUGACGAGCAAUGCAAUCGUAACAGAAAACAAACCCUGAGGUAGCAAGGGUUGUGGGGUCUCGUCUAGUCUGGUGACACAGUGGACAAGUGAAGGGA
Messenger RNA from Geodia barretti, 5725 nucleotides. The record is from the annotation of a GenBank genome assembly. Lineage: Eukaryota; Metazoa; Porifera; Demospongiae; Tetractinellida; Geodiidae.